AUGGCGAACAGAAAGGCAGAAAGGCAGGAGAAAGGGCCGUCCGAGGAUAGCGGAGGGGCGUUGACGAUGUUCGAUAUAUGCGCACUACGUAAUUGCCCGGCCGGAGCAGGGUCCUUCUAUAUCUGGAAGUGGAUUACGGCCCGCUAUUUUAAAGGUGAGCUGCCCGCUCCUCCACACUCCCCUGUCAAUUGUCUCGCACUCGCCUCUCGCGUCUCCGCGCCUUGGCCUUUGAUGCUCUCAUCCAUUGAGAUGAACAUCCCUCUACAAGUGCAACCACAACAUACGCGAUCGGGCAUUUCACCCGCCUGCUCUCCGGCGCACUCUCCAAAGACAUCCCCGCGCCGCUCGUUGACAAUCGACGACAACGAGUACCCAUAUGCAUACGAUUUCCCUCAGUACACCUACGUGCCUUCCCCCGCGUCCUCCGUCUCUCCUCUCCCGUCCACAAACCCCAUCCCUGUCCCGCCUGCAUUCAGCCACAAGUCACCCGCCAGGCACUCCGGCUCACAACAAUCCAACAACACCCAAGGUCAAAGCCACAGCCGAAGCCGGGAUACCAUGGCUACCGCAGCAACUGCAGCUCCCACUCACCCACCCUCAAGCGCUCGCUUCGUGCACUCCAGCUACCCGAGCUUGAAUACUUCCGUUUAUCCGUCUUCAUCCACAACUACACCCAACAGCUCCUCGCCCAAUCGUGCACGCGGCCCCAGCUUUGCGAGCACCACUAGCUACGCGUCUUCAUCGACCGCGUCCUCUUCAUCGAGUGCCGCACCUGCUACCCCACCCCGCGCGAACCAUAUGAACUCACCUACCGUUGUCACCUCGCCGACGCGCACCUUUCGACCUUACUGGGAGCGCGAGCGCGUGGCAGACGAAGAUAGUUGCAGGCUGGAUGAGGCGGCGGAGCACGGUCUCCCUCACGCUGUCGAUGAUGAAGAGGAUAGCUCCGAUGACGAGGUGAUCUACGGCUUCGACGAGCGUCGGAACUCGACUGCGAGCGCGGACUUCACGCGCUACAUUUCUUGCAUCUCACCCUCACCGCUCUCCAACGCGAGCAGGAAGCCGCGCUCCGUACGCCGCUCGCCGUUCGCGGAUGAUAACCCCGCGUCACCGUACACACAUGUGUACCUUGACGAUGACUUGCCACACCCUUACGGUAGUCUAAGCGUGACUGCGAGAGCAGCGUCGCCCGCCGCCGUCGCUUCACGUCGGCUUUCUGGUUCGGGUUCGAUCAAGCGGAGGAGCGUAGGGACGGACUCACCUCGGAGCGUCGCGCGCUCUGUCUCACUCUCCCACUCAAAUUCUUAUAGACGAUCGAGUCCACAUCGUGCUCACUCACCGAUUAUCAACGUUAGCGGCUCGUCAUCGCGUCCGCACUCCCCUUCGCCGAUGGCACCCUCUCUUGUUCUGUACUCUCACUCAUCAUCGAAUUCGCAGAACACCCACUCCCAUGCGAAUUUGAACGAGCCUGUGAACAGUCACUUACAUUCGCAUUCACCUUCGCUCGAUUUACCAGACCAAUCGAUCGAACUCGACUCCUCACCGCUCCGCACUGCGCUGCUCCUCAACCCCGAGCCAGACCUUACAAUCACGCGUACAAGCACGCUCGAGCAGCAGCUCCAACAUCAGGAGGCAGCUGAGCGUCGGCUUUCGGCUGGUGGUGUUGGUCGCACUCACACCAACGGCACCAGCGAUCUCGGGUUGGGUGGUCUUGGAUUAGGUAGUGGUUUCGGAUUGGUGGGAGGGAUUAACGCUGCGCUGCAGAGGAGGAGAGCGGAUUGGAGGGAGUUUAAUGAGGGUGAUGAUGACGAUGCUCCGACAAAUGCAUUUGGGCGCGGUGCGCUCAACUUGCAUCUUGACGCGGAUGAGGAGGUGGAUGUGGGAGGUGUUGAUCUUAGCUCUCCUCGUCCGUCGUUCUCGCACCCGCACCCUUACGGACGCGUUUCUUCGAGUGUUGUACGCUCGCGAGUAGGGGCUGAUGAGGAACGCGAAGAAGUUUCGAAGGAGGAAGAAUGUAGAGAGAAGGAGGGGAACGAAUCAAAUGGUGCUGAAGAGAGGAGAGAAGAAGGUGAUGAGGUGCCGACGUGUUCCGCCUUCCGAUGGAGCGUUCGUGCGAGGUGGGCCGCGUUGAAGUUGAAAGUGCGGUUGAGCGCGUUUAGGGCGAGGAAGAGGGUUGGGUUGGCGUAAAUCGACGUCGAAACGAAAUCGAAAUUUAAAGACGAGGAGAUAAAGGAAAGAAAGGGACGAAGAAGAUAAACGAAAAAUGUGUACCACCAUCGCAAUCACCACUACCACCACCACCAGCAUUCAUACUCAUUGACGCAUACUCAACACAUCUUCUCGCAACGCAAACGCAAUUGGCUUUCAGGCUUACACGCACGAAUUCACGUCUCUUCACGAUCUCUUUUUUCUCUCUCCUUGCAAUUUUCUGGCUUUUCGUACAUGCACUUUUCACUUUUUUUUCUCAUUUUUUUUUUGCAAAUUUUCUUGUCUAUGCAUGCAUCCUUUCGUGUUUUCUUGGUUUCUCGGUUGGACCAUUUCUCACAUUCUCCAUCAUCAUUUGACGCAAUUCACGCACUCUCUCGCCUACACGAUUUACACUUUUUACAUGCGGAUUCUGACGGAUUCUUGCUUUCUUGGAUAGUCUUUGCAUUUCUUGACGCAUUUUGAUUUUCACGCGUUCAACCGUUUCGCGACUUGUACAUGACCUUUUUUACUGAUUCAUUUAUCGUUCCUCUUUUCUUGUUUACUUUUUUUUUUGCUUUUACUGGUCUGACGUCUUUGAUGACGCUUCAGGUUCAUCCCUCAUUCUCACAUUCAUAUUCUCGCUCCCACCCAUUUGACCUGAUUGCAAGUUGCAACCUCACCAAGCCGAGAUUGCUCCAUCUUACUCC
Messenger RNA from Fomitiporia mediterranea MF3/22, 2894 nucleotides. RefSeq lists its product as uncharacterized. The transcript has 3 exons. The record is from RefSeq and is a predicted model, not a curated record. Bases 1 to 2187 code for a protein of 728 amino acids. Lineage: Eukaryota; Fungi; Basidiomycota; Agaricomycetes; Hymenochaetales; Hymenochaetaceae.